Messenger RNA from Arachis duranensis, 752 nucleotides. RefSeq names its product outer envelope pore protein 16-2, chloroplastic. Gene Ontology annotation, cellular component: chloroplast outer membrane. The record is from RefSeq and is a predicted model, not a curated record. Gene Ontology annotation, molecular function: amino acid transmembrane transporter activity. NCBI's taxonomy places the organism in Eukaryota, Viridiplantae, Streptophyta, Magnoliopsida, Fabales, Fabaceae. The transcript is spliced from 7 exons. The coding region runs from base 73 to 630 and encodes 185 amino acids.
UCUUUUAUUCAUUUCACCCGAAGCAGUUACAUUAACAGAAAUAGAAGAAAGAAAGAAAGAAAGAAAGAAAAGAUGAACAUUAGCACAAGCAGUAACUUGGAGACGCGGUCUCUGCUUGAUGAGCUCUGCAACUUCGACAAAGAGGGAAUGUUGGAUCUCGGCCACCCUCUUCUCAACCGCAUCGCUGAGAGCUUUCUCAAAGCCGCCGGUGUAGGAGCAGUGCAAGCUGUGUCGCGUGAGGCUUAUUUCACGGCCAUUGAAGGUUGCGGGGCUGUUAAUAAUGGUGGGGCUUUACCGCCAGAAAUCACAGGUGCAAAGAAGAAGAAGACGCAGUGUUUUUCAGGUCUAAAAGGAGAAACCAGCUGCAAGUCCCUUGAGGCACUGGUGAAGAACACUGGAAAAGAGUCCUUACAAUGGGGAUUGGCUGCUGGAAUAUAUUCAGGUCUUACAUAUGGCUUGAAGGAAGCUCGCGGAGCUCAUGACUGGAAAAAUAGUGCAGUUGCUGGAGCAGUCACUGGGGCAACACUUGCACUAACAUUGGAAGACUCAUCUCAUGAACACAUUGUGCAGUGUGCUAUCACUGGAGCUGCAAUCUCCACUGCUGCAAAUCUCCUCACUGGGAUUUUCUGAGUGGAUGUUUUGUUAACAUUCGUUUUUAAUAUUAGUACCCUCUUCUUUCCCUUCUUGAUUCUUAGAGUUACUAGUACAUACUGCAAUGAUUUUUCUCUUAAAUUUAAUUUUUGAUUAUAAUU